UAGCCCAACUUCUUCGCUCCCUUCUUCGGCCCCAAACCCUUUCCUUUUUUUUUCUCCAUUUUUUCUCUCAAUCCUUCUCCAAUCUCAUCCAUUUCCUUCGAUCUCGCUGCCAUUCAACGCGGUCGCACACCUUCGAUUCCUUGCUACUCGAUCUCGGAACCGUAGCAAAGAGGGUUUUCUGGUUGUCUGCCAUCUUUCAGCGCAGUUUUCUCUUUCAGGGCUAUCAAACGAAUCAAGAUCCGAAAUUUGUAAUUCUUUAAGAGAAAUCAAGGAAAGAGACAUGGAACAUCAGGAGGAUGAGUGUCGAAUGGCAGGUGAACAACAAGGGAAGCAAGAUGAUGAGGAAAUUGGUUCACGUGUUGAGGAGUAUAGAAAAUCAAUUGAUGCAAAGAGUGCUCUCCGUCAGAUGAACCUGAACCCAGAAAGACCUGAUACUGUUUUCCUCAGGACAUUGGACUCUAGUAUUAAACGGAAUACAGCAGUAAUCAAGAAGCUUAAACAGAUAAAUGAUGAGCAGAGGGAGGGGUUGAUGGAUGAACUGAGAAGUGUAAACUUAAGCAAAUUUGUCAGUGAAGCUGUGGCAGCUAUCUGUGAUGCCAAGCUUAGAACCUCAGACAUUCAAGCGGCUGUUCAGGUGUGCUCCUUGCUACAUCAAAGAUACAAGGACUUCUCACCAUGCCUAGUCCAGGGACUCUUGAAAGUCUUUAGUCCUGGUAAAUCUGGGGAUGACUUGGAUGGUGAUCGGAGCUUGAAGGCAUUGAAGAAGAGGAGCACUCUUAAGCUUCUGUUGGAACUUUAUUUUGUUGGUGUUAUUGAGGAUGCCAGCAUAUUUGUGAAUAUUAUUAAAGACCUUACCAGUUUGGAGCAUUUAAAAGAUCGAGAUGCCACUCAAACAAAUUUAUCACUACUUGCUAGUUUUGCUCGUCAAGGCAGGUUUCUCUUAGGACUCCAUCCUGGACAAGAAGCUCAUGAAGAGUUUUUCAAGGGAUUAAAUGUUACUUCUGACCAGAAGAAAAUCUUCAGGAAAGCAUUGCACUCUUAUUAUGAUGCAGUUGCUGAACUUCUUCAAUCGGAACACAAUUCACUUCGACAAUUGGAACUUGAGAAUGCAAAGAUCUUAAAUGCUAGAGGGGAGCUCAAUGAUGAAAACUCAAGUUCAUAUGAGAAGCUACGGAAAUCUUAUGACCAUCUUUUUCGUGGAGUCUCCACUCUCGCUGAGGCCCUUGAUAUGCAACCUCCUUCAAUGCCAGAUGAUGGGCACACCACCAGGGUGACAACCGGUGUUGAUGCCUCAUCUUCUUCAGCCGGAAAGGAAUCUUCUGGCCUUGAACCUGUUUGGGACGAUGAAGAUACGAGGGCAUUUUAUGAAUCCUUACCUGAUCUCAGAGCUUUUGUUCCCGCUGUGUUGUUGGGUGAAGCAGAACCGAAGGUGACUGAAUCGUUCCCAAAGACAAAUGAUCAACAAAGUGAUUCAUUGACCGAGGCAGAAAUAGAGGUGCAAGAAAUUUCUGAAGCAUGUGUGGAUUCUGAAUGUUCACCUGAGGGAAAAGCUGAUGAAAAGGGCAAGGAUAAAGAGGAUAGGGACAUAGAAAAAAAUAGGGAUCCUGAAAAAGAAAGAUACAAAGAAAAAGAUUCUGAAAGAAAAGGGGAAAACGAUAAAGAUAAAAUAAAAAGCCUUGAUGGAACAAACUUGGACGGGCUUUUGCAGAGGCUUCCGGGAUGUGUCAGCCGUGAUCUUAUAGAUCAAUUGACGGUUGAAUUUUGUUAUUUGAAUUCAAAAUCAAACCGAAAGAAACUUGUUCGUGCUCUAUUUGGUGUGCCCAGAAGUUCCUUGGAAUUGCUACCAUAUUAUUCACGCAUGGUGGCAACAUUAUCAACUUGUAUGAAAGAUGUUCCAACUAUGCUUGUUACAUUGUUGGAGGACGAAUUCAACUUUUUGCUAAGUAAAAAGGAUCAAACAAACAUUGAAACAAAAAUAAAAAAUAUAAGAUUCAUUGGAGAACUGUGUAAAUUUAAAGUUGCUCCACCAGGCCUUGUCUUUAGUUGUUUAAAGGCUUGUUUAGAUGAUUUCAAUCAUCAUAACAUAGAUGUUGCCUGCAAUCUCCUUGAGACAUGUGGACGUUUUCUAUAUCGUUCCCCAGAAACAACGAUACGCAUGACAAACAUGCUUGAAAUACUAAUGCGAUUGAAGAAUGUUAAAAAUUUAGAUCCACGCCACAGUACACUUGUGGAGAAUGCGUAUUAUUUGUGCAAACCACCUGAAAGAUCAGCUCGGGUCUCAAAAAGCCGCCCUCCAUUACAUCAGUAUAUUAGAAAAUUGAUUUUCUCAGAUCUUGAUAAGUCCUCUGUUGAGCAUGUUCUGAGGCAACUGCGUAAAUUACCAUGGAAUGAAUGUGAAUUGUACAUCUUGAAGUGCUUUAUGAAAGUUCAUAAAGGGAAAUACAGUCAGGUGCACUUGAUAGCUGUCCUCACUGCAGGUCUGAGUCGCUAUCAUGAUGAAUUUGCUGUAGCUGUGGUUGAUGAGGUUCUGGAGGAUAUUAGAUUAGGAUUGGAAUUGAAUGAUUACGCAAUGCAGCAAAGACGGAUUGCUCACAUGCGGUUCUUAGGGGAGCUGUACAACUAUGAGCUUGUUGAUUCAUCUGUGAUAUUUGAAACACUUUACUUGAUUCUUGUGUUUGGCCAUGGGACGACAGAGCAAGAUGCGUUGGAUCCGCCUGAAGAUUGUUUCAGGAUAAGAAUGAUUAUAACACUUCUUCAGACAUGUGGCCACUACUUUGAUAGAGGUUCCUCAAAACGAAAACUUGAAAGAUUCUUGAUAUACUUCCAAAGAUAUGUGCUCAGCAAAGGCCCUUUACCACUUGAUAUUGAGUUCGACAUUCAGGAUUUGUUUGCGGAGCUACGACCAAACAUGAUCCGUUAUUCAUCCAUUGAAGAGGUUAAUGCAGCACUGAUUGAACUAGAGGAACAUGAUCGGACUAACUUUUCUGAGAAGGCUGGCAAUGAUAAACAUUCAGAUGGCGAGUCUCAGAAAACCUUGCCCCAGACAAAUGCUGCUUCAGCUAAUGGUAAAGGUGCAGUAAAUGGUGUUGAAGAGAAUGGCAGGGGAUAUGAAGAACCGGCUGAUAGUGAAAGCUACUCCGACAGUGGCAGUAUUGAUCAUGAUGGUCAUGAUGAUGAUGAUGAACUGUUGUAUGAAGACAAGUCCGAAGAUGGAUCUGAGGGUGAUGGGGAUGAUGAAGAUGAUGGGGGAAUUGGUUCUGACGAAGAAGAGAGCAUUCAAGUGAGGCAGAAAGUAGUGGAAGUUGAUCCAAAGGAAGAACAGGAUUUUGAUAGAGAGCUUAGGGCUCUGAUGCAAGAGAGCCUGGAUUCUCGCAAGCUAGAAUUGCGAUCCCGACCUACCCUCAACAUGAUGAUACCAAUGAACAUAUUUGAGGGUUCUAGAGAUCCGAGGGCUGUUGAGGGGGAGAGUGGGGAAGAGACUGUGGAUGAAGAGGGGGGAGGACAAGGGGUUAAUAAAGUGCGAGUAAAAGUGUUGGUGAAGAAGGGAAGCAAGCAGCAAACAAAGCAGAUGUAUAUUCCCCGGGAUUGCUCACUGGUGCAGAGCACAAAGCAAAAAGAGGCCGCCGAACUGGAAGAGAAGCAGAGCAUUAAGCGGAGGAUUCUGGAGUACAAUGAGAGGGAAGAAGAGGAGUCUAAUGGGGUUUUGUCACCUGCAGGCAACUGGAUUCAAGGAGGAAGCAACAGUGGCAGCGGUGGUGGCAGCAGCAGCAGCAGCAGACCUGCGGGACGUGGCAACUGGGAUGCUGCAGGCAGGACAGGAGGUGUCCGGCAGCGACACCAUUUAUCCGGCGGCUUUUAUUAUGGCUACGGAAGAAGAAAGUAACCUGAUUUUAUGUGCAAAAUACAACUUCCCGGGUUUUACUUUUUUUCGCUGAAAGUCCUUGUACAUUCCUUCGGGUGCUUCUACACAAUCACACUGGACACACUCAAUAUCACUCAAAAAGAGACACUAUGCUUUGUGAUGCUUGCGAGACUGCCAAGGAAUGAACAAGUUUGUCAUUUUCGAUUACUUACAGAAUUCAGAGUUCAUCAUCAAGGAAGCCAGAGUGAGCACCCUAAGGAUGAGCAUGUUUAGGAUGUAAAAAAUUUCACUCGGUAUGGUUGUUCUUUGGUUAUAAUUAGGAAUGGUUAAAGCUAUGAGAUUAGUGCUAUGGUUAAAACAGGUGUGGGGUACUGUAAAGCUGAUACGGUGUUGUAGUGCUGGCAUUAACUUGUUAUCAAGGUAGUUUUACUCGUGAGUUAAUAGCAAUAGUUGGCAGUUCAGUCA
Messenger RNA from Dioscorea cayenensis subsp. rotundata (Guinea yam), 4327 nucleotides. Its product is annotated as regulator of nonsense transcripts UPF2. Lineage: Eukaryota; Viridiplantae; Streptophyta; Magnoliopsida; Dioscoreales; Dioscoreaceae. The record is from RefSeq and is a predicted model, not a curated record. Gene Ontology annotation, molecular function: RNA binding; protein binding. Bases 281 to 3883 code for a protein of 1200 amino acids. Gene Ontology annotation, cellular component: exon-exon junction complex; cytoplasm. The transcript has 18 exons. Gene Ontology annotation, biological process: nuclear-transcribed mRNA catabolic process, nonsense-mediated decay.